AAAUUCCCGAAUUUAUUAGCGUAUCAACUGAUAAUUUUGUAAUCAAAAAAAUAUACACAAUCAUAAAUGGUAAAGCGGCAUACAUUGACGCUCACGCGAGUGAAGUAAAGGAAAUUAGCAUGUCAAAGGGUCUAAUCCCUAGGUUUGAGGAAAAUCCGACUUGGCGAAAUUUUAUUCCACUUCCAAGCACAUGUUCAUUAGAAUUCCUAGUUCAAAAUCCUACAGAAUUUGAAUUGCCACUUUCCGUUAUCCCUUUAUCACCGACCAAUCAAGUUCCUCCAAAGCCACCAACUCCACCCACAAUUUCACCACCUUCGCAAUUCAUAAAAUUCAAUGACAAUUCAAAGAAUAAUCCAUUAAGGAGAUCAACGUAUAGAAAUCGUAGAAGUGUUGACUUACAAUCAGAUGGUAUUAUAUCCAACAAAAAAUCUCGUAGAAAAUCGGGCAAUAUUAUGAAUCAUGAGACUUUAAAUUUAGAGACUUCACCAUUAGGUGCCGUAGCUUCCAUGUUCCAACAAAAUGAACAAGGACAAUCACGACUUCUCGGUGAUCUAAUUUCUCCUCCAAUUUCACCUAAAUUUGCUAAUUUAUCUGACAUCCCAUCACAACGAGGAGCCAUGUCAAUUAUCCAAGUUCAAGCCGCUACAUAUGAUUAUGCUCCAUUUCCGGCUCAUCCUCAGACGCGACCAACCAAGAAAGAUUCAAGUACAUCAUUACCUUUUGAUCAAUCAUCAUAUACAUCUCAUUCAGAAUCUCAAAGUAGGACCAAACCAGAAGUACCUAUAGAAGCACCAUUACCAUCGCACCUAUUCCUUGCGACCGUGCAUAAUGUUUCUUACUUAGUUAAUGGUAAUGGCGAACCAUACAAAUAUCACCAUCCAAUACGAUGGUCUUCACCACCAAACGACAUUUCAUUAUUACCUAGUUUUAAUGACGUCUUUGUGCUAGGAUUUCAAAAUACUACUAUUGAAUUGGCUUCGAUGAAAUCUGGUGAAAUUAUAAGAAAGGUUGUACAUGGAUGUUCCGUAAAUUUUUUAGGCAGUACUUGGAGAAAGAAUGAUAUCGUUAAUCAAAGGAGAAAAAUGAAACCUAAUAAAAUACAUGAAUUUGAUAGCGGAAUGAGAAGGAAUGUUUUCUGGACUUGUAAUUUGGGAGAAACGUAUUAUUUUUAUCGUGGUAGAGUUAUUGACAAAGAAAAUUAA
This is a messenger RNA of Funneliformis caledonium, 1202 nucleotides long. The record is from the annotation of a GenBank genome assembly. NCBI's taxonomy places the organism in Eukaryota, Fungi, Glomeromycota, Glomeromycetes, Glomerales, Glomeraceae.